CACUAUAGCCAAAGGUGUCACUAUAAGUCUUGCCGGGUGUACUAAUCUUGGUUAUAUGUGCCGAGUAGUAUUGUUGAACAUGAUUGAGGGUUAAUUAGCGGAAAGAUAAUUGUCCCAGCAAUUGUAUUGUUUGGAUUGAAGACUCUGUGGUGAAAUGGACACCUAUAAGAAUGCAAUCUCUGAAAAUGGAUUGUUGAAAGUACAUGUAUGGAUCACCAAUUAUGGCAGAAAUACAGCAGCACACAAGAAUGAUCUUGGAAUAUUAGGUGAUAGCCUUAUUUAUUUCAUCUCUAAAUAAGUGAAAUGUAUGUUUCAUGACAGCAUUGAGAAACUGUCAGUUUAGGUUCCUGACUGCAGAAAAGAAUGAACUGAUGUUUGUAAUCAGAACAUCAUGAUGCCUAAAAAAGAGUCUUUUACAUGUUCCCUCUGUGGUAAGGCAUUUACAGAGGCAUCUGAAUUAGGUUUUCAUAUGAGAACUCAUGAGGGAGAGCAGCCAUUUGAGAAUGAAGAGUAUGACGAAAAACCUAAUAUUAGCAGUACACUUAAGGACGACAUGACCAGUGAUGGUGAAGAGAGAUCUUAUAAGUGUCCAAUAUGUGGGAUUACCUCUACCACACUUGAUACCCACAACAACCAUAUGGAAACUCAUACUGGAGAGAAGGAAUUUAAGUGUUUUGUUUGUUCUAAGAAAUUUAGAUUCAAAAGUUCUUACAGAAAACACACUAAAAUUCAUAAGAAUUAUCCCCUGCGCUGUUCUGUGUGUAGAGUUGUCUUUGCUGAAAAAAAUAGUUUUGAUAUACAUGUGAAGAUUCAUACAGAAACCUCUUAUGAAUGUGAUAUUUGUGGAAAAAAAGCAAGUGAUAAAAGUGCCUUAAAACAACAUCUACGGACUCAUACAGGAGAGAAACCCUAUAAGUGUUCAGUUUGUGGGAAGGGUUUUGUUGUAGCUGGCAACAGGAACAGACACAUGAAAACUCAUUCUGGAGAGAAGCCAUUUGAAUGUACUGUAUGUUUCAAGAGGUUUACAGAGAAAGGUUCUCUAAAAAAACAUAUUGCAAUACAUACAGGAGAAGAACCUUAUAAGUGUUCUUUUUGUGAUAAAAAGUUCACCCAAAAAGGUCAUUUUGAGAGACAUGAGCGGAUUCAUACUGGAGAAAAACCAUUUAAAUGUUCAGUUUGUUCCAAAAGGUUUAGGGAUAAGACCUCACUUGAGAGUCAUGAGUUUGGACAUACUGGGGAAAAACCACAUGUUUGUUCAGUUUGUGGGUCAACCUUUGCACAGAAGGGUAAUCUUAGCAAGCACAUGUUUGUUCAUAAUGGAAAACCACAUGAGUGUUUAUUAUGCUUUAAGACUUUUAGAGAUAAAUCUUGUUUGGAUACCCACAUGUACAGUCAUUCAGAACAGAAGCCAUUUACUUGCCCUGUGUGUAAUAAGGGAUUCACCUCAAAUAAGUAUAUAAAACAGCACAUGCUGGUGCAUUCUGAAGAUAAACCAUAUUCUUGUUCAAUUUGUAACAAGAAAUUUACUCUGAAAGCCUCACACAGAGACCACAUGCGCAUUCAUACCGGAGAGAAACCCUUUUCUUGUUCUAUAUGCAUGAAAACCUUCACAAGCAAAGGUACAUUGGCAAGGCAUUUGCAUACCCACAUAAUUGGGAUGCUUAAUUGCACAGUAUGUUCUAAGGAAUUUUUAGAUCAAACAAAACUUGAAAAACACAUGUAUAGCCAUACAGGAGAGAAGCCCUAUAAGUGUGCUGAAUGUAAGAAACAAUUUAUCACAAAGAUGGGCCUUGAAAAACACUUGCAUAAUCACACAGUUGAAAAAGCAUUUGAAUGUUCUGAUUGUGGCAAGCGUUUUGUAACAAAACAAGGACUAGGGAAUCACAAGCGUAAUAGUCUUAGAAAUAGGGGACUAGAGUGUACACAUUGUGAAAAGCUAUUUACCUCAGUAUCUCUUUUCAAGGCACAUAUGCUCACACAUGAUGUGAAACUUGAAGAAAAUCAUUGGACAUCCCUUAGUGAGAAAAAUAAAGCAAACCCAGAAUUGAUAGUUCCCGAUAAGGAUAUAAAGAAAGAUGUUGAUGAUGAGUGUGUCAGCUUUAAUGCCUCUCCCCAAAAUGAAUUGCAGAUGGAUAUUGAUUAUAUGAAAGAGGAAACUGAUGAAAAUUUUUCCACAGUUGAAUUACACAAUUCACAAGUGAGUUUAGGAAAGCUGAUGAAUAAUUCUUGCUAUAAACCUCCUAGAUCAUCCACUGAGGAAGAGAAACUUAAAUGCUCUAUUUGUAUGAAACGAUUUACAUUUCAAAGUCAAUUAUCCCGACAUCUUAGGACUCAUACAGGUGAUAAACCAUUUCAGUGCACCAUAUGUGGAAAGAGUUUUUCUGAUAAUUAUGUUCUAAAGAAGCACAUUCAGGUUCAUACGGGAGAAAAGCCAGCAUCAUGUGUAAUAUGUUCCAAGAAAUACCCUGACAAAACUAGUCUCCACACACACCUGUUAAGUCACACCGGAGAAAGACCAUAUCCAUGUACUUUAUGUGAUAAAACCUUUAUAACCAAGGCAAAUUUAAAGCGGCAUAUGCUAACUCAUUCAGAUGUGAAGGUAUUUCAGUGUAGUAUUUGUGAAAAACGUUUCACAAGACAAGAUCCGCUUAGGAGACAUAUGUUGAUUCAUACCAGAGAGAAACCAUUUCAGUGUUCUGUGUGUUUCAGGAAGUUCCAGGAAAAAGGGACCCUGAUACGACAUUCAAGAACACAUACCGGUGAAAAACCUUAUGAGUGUUCACUGUGUAAUAAGAAGUUUAGAGCAAGGGGUACACUGAGUAAACAUUUUCAAACUCAUUCAGGAGCUAAACCUUUUGAAUGUGUUCACUGCAAUUGUAAGUUUAAAACCAAUUUUCAUUUAAAACAGCACAUGAUAACUCAUGAACCAGAACACAAAGAUGAAGCAACUGGAAAGUUAUAUGCUGAUGAUAAAGAACUUAUUGAUUGUGCUGAUAAUAUCAUAGAUGUCGGAAAUUUAUGUUUGGAUGAAGCUUUGAUUGAAAAUGGUUUCAUUAAAACUGAGGUUGAUGAUGACACUACGUUUAAGAAUCUUUCAAUUUAAAGAAAUUAUAUACAAGUUGAUAGAGUGCUCUGUUAUGGAAAAAAAAAUUAAUACGUUAACAAUGCUGGAAUUUGAUAUUCGUUAAUUGUUCAAUUUUUUCUGUUGAGUUGUUUAUCAAUCUCGAUGAUAGGGUGGCCAGUUUAGGGUACCAUGUCCAAUGCUAUUGUUGCUUUUUACGCAAGAAAGUCCCCUCUUUUUUUUUUUUAUAGAAUAGUCCAGUAAUUUAUUUGGAAUAACUUUGUGUGUUACUGUGCAACUGAGCAUUUGGUGAGCUUUAAUCGUUUUAUCUACAAAUUUAUUUGUGAAAGGUUAUGUCAAAAUGAUCAGCUUUUCACCGGAAGAUGCAUUUUAAAUUAUUUUUGGUCGAGUUCUCCAUUUAUUUAUUCAUAGCCAGGUUCCUUUAUCUUGCCAUACAUCAUGGUUAUUGUUGUAAACAUAAAACCCAAUGAUUGUGGUCUCUACUCAAUACUACUUUCUUAUUACAAGUAUAGUACAGUACAUUACCUCACAAAUCCCUCACCCUUUUAUCCCCUGCUUGACCUGUGUCCUAAGUUUUAGGUUUUAAACCUUUGUUUUUACGUCUUCACUUUGCCUUUACAUUUCCUUGAUUUUUAUUUUUCUUCACUUAUCAGCUUACUAGCCAUUCAGGUGGAUGUUCUGUAUAAUGAUAAAAAAAUUCCUUUUCACCAAUUGGUGUUUUCCCAGAGCUGAACAUGUUUCCUUACCAAACUUCCCUUGUCAUGGCUAUAGUAAUAGUCUCCAGGAAAGCAAAGCUGUAAACUGUAUGACUUUGUCUUGUGCAUUACUCGUGUCUUUUAAAAUACAGUAGUGCCUCGAUACACUGGACUAAUUUGGGCAGACCCCAGUCUGGAAAAUGUGAAAGUCCCCCCAAAAUGAUGCUAUGGUGAGGGGGAGGGGGUGUCUGGAUACUGCUUAUCUGGACUGUUUGAAGAAAAUAAGUUAUUUUUAUAAUGUUUUUACUACACUUCAAUAACUAAGGUCUUUUAGGUGGAUAACAAGUUAGUAAAACACUAUUGCAUCAACAGUAAUAGAUAAUAUGAGAGGUAGAACUCUGUUGAAAAUUAGACUAAGUCUGGUUGUCGACAACUGUAUUCACUAAUAUGAUUAUUAUUAACUGUAAAGUGUUAUAUGUAAAUAACCACAGAAUUUACCUUGUGAAUGAUGUGAAAACUAUAUACUUUACAGUACUAUAAAGAUAAAAAUAAGAGUGCAGGGUAUAUUGUGUAUGGGAGAUAUGAGUGAACAUUACUGUACGUAUAUGGGAGUACCAGGUGGAGGGUAGUGCAGGUGUGUGGCUUCCACCCCUCCCUAACCCUAGGGUCACUGUAACACCUCUUUAUGCAAUUUUACCAUAAUUCUCGUAUUAUUUAGGUUCAUUUGGUGCUGGGUUAAUAACAUAUUUUUGUAAAAUAAUCAACUUUAGUGAAAAAAGAAUCCCACACACUCAACCCAGAUAAAUCAUUGCAUUGUACUGUAUUCGAUUCCUGGUACAUUACUGUAAUUUGCUUACAAGGUGCAAACAGCUAAUCAUCCUAGCUCCCUCACCAGUACUCCAUCUUUCAUGCUUACCACAACACCUGUGCUCAGCACUUAGCAAAUAUUACUAUAUAGUACUGUAGUAAAUAUCAUUGCAGUGUAUUAUUCAUCUGGAUAUUUCCUGAUUUAUUCAUUUAAUCCAUUGUCUUAAGUACACAAGUAGCCAAAUCAACCCACAAGUACAGUACAGAUAUUGCUCAAAGGUAAUAAAUAACAUUGUUAAGAAGGUAUUAUAUCCAUAUCAAAUACUACUAUACAGUAAAAACCCCAUAAUUCGGAAUAGUUGGUGCUCUAGCCGUUAUGAAUUAUAAUAUUUUAUGAAAUAUGAGGGACACCUUCUCCCGGGGGAAAAACAAAACAGCGGUGUAAGCAUUUUCACUACAGGUAGUUCUGCUAUAACGCGAUAAUUGUGUUCUUGUAAAAUAUCGUGUUAUAGAAAAUCGCGUAAUAGGAAUAACAGGGCUUAUGGAGAAAAUAGG
Molecule: messenger RNA, 5139 nt
Organism: Homarus americanus (American lobster)
Lineage: Eukaryota; Metazoa; Arthropoda; Malacostraca; Decapoda; Nephropidae
Product: zinc finger protein Xfin-like
Exons: 3
Coding region: 392-3103 (903 amino acids)
Biological process (GO): regulation of transcription by RNA polymerase II
Cellular component (GO): nucleus
Molecular function (GO): DNA-binding transcription factor activity, RNA polymerase II-specific; RNA polymerase II transcription regulatory region sequence-specific DNA binding
Source: RefSeq, a predicted model, not a curated record